UGCUGGUCCCACAGUGUGACCUGGGUCCCUGUACCGCCCUCCCAUUGCUCCCACUCUGCCAUGUGCCACUUUGAGGUCUCCUCACACUCCUGCGGUUUUCCAUUUUGUCAUAGGUUGCUGGCAGAUUACAGGCCUCCCAUAGGUGCCGCCAGGCCCCAAAUCGGCCAUGGGCCCCCGUACCGCCUGGUCACGCUGCUGCUGAGCCCACAGUGUGACCUUGGUCCCUGUACCGCCUCCCAUUGCUCCCACUCUGCCAUGUGCCACUUUGAGGUCUCCUCACACUCCUGCGGUUUUCCAUUUUGUCAUAGGUUGCUGUAUGGCCUCCCAUUGCUGCUGCCUCCACCGCCACACUGUGGCUCCAAACACUGCUUUUGGCCCCGUGACUGGCCAAAUGAGUGA
Messenger RNA from Staurois parvus, 399 nucleotides. NCBI's taxonomy places the organism in Eukaryota, Metazoa, Chordata, Amphibia, Anura, Ranidae. The record is from the annotation of a GenBank genome assembly.